GGAAGCUCGUGUGGGCAAGGAUCAUGCUGUCGAUCCCGAAGUUCAGAGAGUUUUUACUGAAUGUGUAAGUAUAAUACUGUGUCUUUAAUUAAAUCAAAUGUUUUUUAAUGUAAAUGAAUUACAGGAGACCUUGUCGCAAUCGGCAUCCACCGGUGAGGGGAGCGUACUUAGUAGAGCACUAGAUGCUCCUGAGUAUCCCGGUCGGGUGAGGGGUAAGGGUCAUGGUGUGACUCCAACCUCUUUUUACAAGAGUCCUAGGAGAAGAAAUCCUUCAAAUGAAGAAGUGUUGCAAAAGUUGGCGGAAUUGCAAGCAUAAGUCUCUGAAUUGCAAAGAGAUAAAGAGGCGUAUAUGAGAGAAAAGUGCAACACUUCAUCGGUGAAAGAAACUAGUGAUAAGGCUAGUAUCAACUAUCAAAGGAAAUUUCCCGAGGGCAUUUCAUCUUGCCAACUAUACUUAUCGGAACCGAGUUAUCGACUAGUUGGCAAGGGAAAAGUGCACAACACUUUGGGAGAUUUACUUCACCAUAGACCGCUCCCGGAUGGACACCUGAAAGUAUCGGUGGAUGUUGUAGUAGAUCAUGAUGCGAUGCUACCAGUACCUGACAUGGUCUCAGAGACGACAUUGCUGCGAGAUGCAAUAGGAUCAUUUGUUGCAUGGCCCUCGGAGCUCAUUACCAUUAGUGAUGAGACUGCUCCUAUAAAACCCACAGUUAAGGGUAAAGGGAUUUUACAAGAGGAGGAGUCCGUUGCAUCACUAAAAGAGGCAUCCGCUCGAGAGUCACAACAAGUGACGCAGCAAGUUCGUACCGUACCACCCACUGGUCCUCCGAAGCCAGCGGGAAAAAAAGGCGGUGCUUUUGUGCCUCGGUACCGGUCGACGCUCGCAACAAUGGUUGAUAUGUCCGAUUUGAAGGAUGGUGCUUUACGUGAAAUCGUUAUGGAUGAGAGUGUCUUCGGUAUUGAAUUCAAGUCACUUAUUACACUUGAUGACUUGGAGGAGAUUUUUAAGCAUGAUCAACUAGGCGUCAAUAACAUGCACUCAUACAUUCGGUUGUUGUAUGACAGAGUGUUGCGCGGGACUCCGUUGUCUAACAGAUUCCGUUUCGUGUCUUCCGCCCACUGCAGCGGAAUGGAAAUUGAUUCGGAACCGGAAUCAGUUAGACAGCGCUUAGUAGAUAGAUUCAUGUCCACCGGCAAUACAGAAUGUCUGCAUCUUUGGGCGUAUAAUACCCGACCAGUAGGAGCACACUGGUUGCUGCUUGCUAUCAACCCUAUAAAGGAAGUCGUGUAUUAUCUGAAUUCGGUAAAUGGUGAAUGGACCAAUUAUCCGGCCAUGAAGGACAUCGUUGAUUUAUCAAUACAAGUGUUCCGAAGUCAACGGGACGCACAGGUAUCCCGAACUAAAUCUAGCAACAUUACUUGGAUCCAAGUGCAGUGUCCGCAACAGAAAAACAGUUACGAUUGCGGAUACUUUGUAUUGAGGUUUAUGAAAGAAAUCCUUCAGGCAAAUCAAUUAGAGAUUCCGCUCACGUACCUUGACGAAUUCCGUGCCGCUGGAUACCCGAGAUUAAGUUGGAAGAAAUAAAAGAGGAUUUGUGUCAUUUUUAUAUUAAGCGCUUUUUCAUGUAGGAUUUGUGUCGAAUUGAAGUACUAUAAUAUUAUUGAUGUUGUAAUGAUGUAUAUAUAUAAUUUUGG
This is a messenger RNA of Vicia villosa (hairy vetch), 1695 nucleotides long. RefSeq lists its product as uncharacterized. The transcript has 9 exons. NCBI's taxonomy places the organism in Eukaryota, Viridiplantae, Streptophyta, Magnoliopsida, Fabales, Fabaceae. The coding region runs from base 350 to 1585 and encodes 411 amino acids. The record is from RefSeq and is a predicted model, not a curated record. Gene Ontology annotation, molecular function: deNEDDylase activity; cysteine-type peptidase activity. Gene Ontology annotation, biological process: proteolysis.